AGGUGCUGUGCGGUAUGUGGAUUAGGUCAAGAUACUCCACCUCUCUGGUCUGGUUGAUAACAUCGUUCCAACAAUAAGCUUGCCGAUCGGGAAACUAUUCUCAAGAGAUUGAACGAGCUCUACGGAAGCCCUGUCCGAGAUCAGUAUGCUCACAUCCCUGAUCCCAACAACAAGACCGACGAUGAAAAGGAAAGAGAUGAUUAUGUCAUUACUCUCGUCUAUGACCGAUAUGCUUUGGGUGGCUCGCCCUAUACCAUUAAUGUCUUUUUGGGCGAAGUAUCAGUAGGUUCAUACGGUGGACCAGGCUCACAGGGGUUUGUUGGCAGUAUCUACAACUUUAGCGGCUCCCUGAAAAAUUGCCCAAAAUGCAAAAAGCAGGCCGAGGAAGGUGUGAAAAGUAUUGCACAAGUUCCGGCUACCAUAGCCGCUCGCCACUUUAUCCGGAACAAACUUGAAGUACCACAGCCUAGAUACGUGGUAUUGAACACCUUAGGACGGGCAGUAUCAAUGGAUGUCAAGAUCAAGCUUCACAAGGCUAACAGGUCGUUCUAUAAGCACCCCGUGCGACCAGACCCUAGAGACCCUUUGACUUAUGUGCCUAUCAAGGAUGGGAAACAAGCAGAGAUUGUCCCCUCUACUUAG
This is a messenger RNA of Aspergillus affinis, 642 nucleotides long. RefSeq names its product tyrosinase (gene tyr1). The annotation marks the transcript as partial. Lineage: Eukaryota; Fungi; Ascomycota; Eurotiomycetes; Eurotiales; Aspergillaceae. The transcript is spliced from 3 exons. The record is from RefSeq and is a predicted model, not a curated record.